Molecule: messenger RNA, 693 nt
Organism: Cavenderia fasciculata
Lineage: Eukaryota; Evosea; Eumycetozoa; Acytosteliales; Cavenderiaceae
Exons: 2
Coding region: 1-693 (230 amino acids)
Source: RefSeq, a predicted model, not a curated record
AUGUUUAUUUCAAGAAUUGCUAUUUUACUCUCUGUUGCAUUUGCAAUGAUGAUUGGUGUACAAGCCCAAAACUGUUUAAAGAGUAAUGGUUACACUGCAGGCUUCACAGUAACAUCAUUCAACACUUAUUACCCAGCUGGUGGUGCAAUUGAACCACUUUCUUUCUUUGAAGUUGGUGAUACAUCUGUUGAUUAUGAUGGACUAAGAAUGCGUGUAAACUAUGAGUUUACAAUGGCUGGACAACCAGUCGCCAAUGGUAGUCUCUGGGGAUUCGGUACCAUCAACAAGAUGUACAUUCUUUCACAAGGAGUCUGUACCAUUGCCCCACUCUCAUUCCCAAUCCAAACAUUGUUAAAUGGGUCUGUCGUUGGAAUGACCAAGCUUGGUCAACUCGAUGUCCAAGUAUGGAAGAUUGCAGCUGGUGGACUUCCAACCAACCAAGAACUCUUCUACGAUAAUGUCAAUUGUGCUGGAGUUUCGAGUUUGAUUUCCAACGCCGAUCCAUCAACUCCAGGUUACAGCACCAUGUUAUUCUUUGAUUUUGUUGACCAAUACACUGAAUCCUACUUUGACCUCCCAUCACAAUGCACUCAACCAGAUCAAAUUGCUACAUUCACCAAUGGGUACCAAGAAAAAGAAACAUUCCCACAUAUUCCAAAGUCUCUACACCAUUUACUUCGUAGUGGUAACUAA